Molecule: messenger RNA, 1707 nt
Organism: Alligator sinensis (Chinese alligator)
Lineage: Eukaryota; Metazoa; Chordata; Crocodylia; Alligatoridae
Gene: PA2G4
Product: proliferation-associated 2G4
Exons: 12
Coding region: 103-1125 (340 amino acids)
Source: RefSeq, a predicted model, not a curated record
CUGACGCUUGGUGUGUGUUCUUGUUCAGGGGUCCUGCGUGCUGUGGUGGAGGCAGCUAAGUCUGGCGGGUCUGUUCUCAGCCUGUGCGAGAUUGGAGAUGCCAUGAUCAUGGAAGAGACCGGCAAGAUCUUCAAGAAGGAGAAAGAAAUGAAAAAAGGCAUUGCCUUCCCAACGAGUAUAUCAGUCAACAACUGCGUGUGUCACUUCUCGCCGCUGAAGAGUGACCAAGACUACAUCCUCAAAGAUGGAGACCUGGUCAAAAUUGACCUGGGAGUCCACGUUGAUGGCUUCAUAGCAAAUGUAGCGCACAGUUUUGUCAUCGACGCAUCAAAGGAAAACCCAGUGACAGGCCGCAAAGCUGAUGUCAUCCGAGCGGCUCACCUCUGUGCCGAAGCUGCCCUGCGCCUGGUCAAACCCGGGAACCAGAACACACAAGUGACAGACGCCUGGAACAAAAUAGCCCAUUCAUUUAACUGCACACCCAUCGAAGGGAUGCUGUCACAUCAGCUGAAACAACACGUGAUCGACGGGGAAAAAACCAUCAUUCAGAAUCCGACAGACCAGCAAAAGAAGGACCACGAAAAAGCUGAGUUCGAGGUUCACGAAGUUUACGCCGUCGACGUUCUCGUCAGCACUGGGGAGGGGAAGGCAAAGGACGCCGGACAGAGAACCACGAUUUACAAGCGCGACCCCUCCAAGCAGUACGGCUUGAAAAUGAAAACCUCCCGUGCCUUUUUCAGCGAGGUGGAGAGGCGCUUUGACACGAUGCCAUUCACUCUCAGGGCGUUUGUGGAUGAGAAGAAAGCCCGGAUGGGGGUGGUGGAAUGCGCCAAACACGAGCUGCUCCAGCCUUUCAACGUCCUCUAUGAUAAAGAAGGGGAGUUUGUCGCCCAGUUCAAGUUCACAGUGCUUCUAAUGCCCAAUGGCCCCAUGCGGAUAACCAGUGGCCCCUUCGAGCCUGAGCUCUACAAGUCUGAGUUCGAGGUGCAGGACGCAGAGCUGAAGGCACUUCUACAAAGCUCCGCGAGCCGGAAGACCCAGAAAAAGAAGAAAAAGAAGGCCUCCAAGAACGCUGAGAAUGCUACCACGGGGGAGACGGCUGAGGAGAACGAAGCUGGCGACUGAGCAAGCCCCGCUCCCCUCCCGUAGCGCCCGCGUCUCUCACGCCCCGACCGAAACCAACCUGGCGCUGUUUGUCUCUACCACCGCGAGCAAACCGCCUGGACGUCCCACCAACUCCAGCCCGCUCUGCCACUGGGGGAGGCUCCCUCCGACCACGCCACCAAGCUACGAAAACAAUAAAAUCAGGAGUAAAACCCAGUACAGAGCCCCUUUUUCUAACCUGCCCCCUGACCCUCCGUAGAGGGGCACGACUGCCCCUGCCGGGGGAGAGGGAGUGGAGAGAGCUCAACCCCCUUCCCCUUCUCCCCAUUUCUUCCACAGACUUUUCUCCCUCCAAGUCUGGCUGCUGUUGCGCUCACCGGGCUGAGCCAGCUGCCUCGUAGCCCCUCCCCGCCUGUGAGGCCUGCGUCUCCCUCUCACCUCUACACAACGUUUUUUGCCCUGCUCCCCUCCCUCCCCCCCCUUUUUUUUUUUCUCCUUUUAAGCCUGUUGGUUUGGAUCUCGGGAGAGGCCGCGUCGGGUCCCUGGUGGCAGCGGAGUUCUGUUCAGCGUUGGUUUGCCUAUAAACUCUAUUUUUUAAUACCG